AUGGUGCGGCUGCUGCUCGUUUUGCUGCUCCUUGCCGACGUCGGGACCGCCGAUGACAGCGUGACGUGCGCGUUGAACACGCCGCGUUUCUACGACCCGUCCACCGGCUGCUACCCGGGCCCCGUCGGAAAUUCGCACGAUCCGGAUACGAUCCUCUUUUGGGAGGUGGUCGAAGGCUAUCGCGUGUAUUACGUAUGCCCCGAGCCCGGUCACAAAGUCUGCCGGAGCAAGGGCAAGGACAAGAAGUCGCCGGACCAAUUUUCGUGCCACGGAACGGCAGACCGUAUCCCGCCGGAAAAGAAAGAAAAGAAAUGCCAAUGCUCGAAGAGAGGGGAACCACCGUCGGAAACAGUGUCGGAAGAAUGGUUCAAACGAUGGGAGGCUGGCUUUAACGGCGAAUGCGGUUCCGAGGAAACACGAAAAGAGGAUGCCAUGGUCGAGCGGCUAUUUCGUCCGGUGGUGUGCGAAGCGGGAUAUUUCUGCUCCGAGGGCUCCGGAGAUUCCUGGCCAGCAGCACUCUCGGGUCCGUUGGGCGAGCGGGUGGGCUGCUGGGACAAAGUGAAUAAACCGACGCCCUACUCGUCGGGAAUCUGCGUGGCCGAAUCCGCUCCGCCUCACAUUGUCUAUACGGCCUCCGCCGACCUGAAACGUCUGAUCGAGUCCCGCCAGGGUCGCCUCGGCUACGGUGUGCUCUUCCCGCGUGGGCCGAACGACUUCACCGACUUCAAGCCGUUCCACUAUGACGUGGCAUGUGAUGUGGCCCAUCGGCCGUGGCACCCCGUCGAAGGAUGCGUCGUCGUCGAGCGUCACCUGCCAUCCACGACAGUCACGGAGACUGCGGAAACAAUCGGGGCCGACUGGGGCAUCGCCUUCUACGAGACAGUCCUCAAUAACGACGGCGUCACCUGGACGCACGUUGUCUAUGCGUGCGCCCUGCCGAGCACGGCACCCUACUACGUCUCGUUCUGCAGCAACGGAAAGGAGUCUGACAUUGUGACGGGAUGCUGGUCGAGGGCUUGGAGACCUGCGCCUAACGACCAUACGGCAUGCGAUGACCCGACGACCACCAAGGCGAAGAUCUCUGCCGAGUGGCCGCACAAGUUGGCGGGGACUCCACUCGAUUUCGCGCCCAUCUAUACGCGGGGCAAAGAGAUCAAGUACGAGCCGGAAUGGCUGAUAACUACCACCACAAAAUCCACCACCACGGUAUCCACUCAGUCGACGAAUGCCACGAUGGCCGUGAAUACGACGAAGGCCACCACAACGACUACUACGAGGAGCACGACAACUGAGAGGCCGUGGAGUGACGAAGAGUUGAUGCACAUCAAUUCCGGCAUCUUGUGCAUGGUCGCGUUGCUCUUCCUCACCAUCUACUUCAAGUGCAAAAAAUACGAGGCACCGCCGCGAGUGACCUGGCUGGAGGUGACGACGCCAGAAGCUGCACACACUCAAAAUCCGCCGAAACAAACGGCCGACAUGGCCAAGUCGGCCAGGAGCAGCGCCACAGUC
Mesorhabditis spiculigera is the source of this 1509-nucleotide messenger RNA. Lineage: Eukaryota; Metazoa; Nematoda; Chromadorea; Rhabditida; Rhabditidae. The record is from the annotation of a GenBank genome assembly.